Molecule: messenger RNA, 2131 nt
Organism: Debaryomyces tyrocola
Lineage: Eukaryota; Fungi; Ascomycota; Pichiomycetes; Serinales; Debaryomycetaceae
Source: the annotation of a GenBank genome assembly
AUGAAAAGGAAAUGCACAAACUCGUAUGUAUAUGAGAUAUCUACUGGACAUUCAGAAUCACUAACAAAUAUAGAUGUAGCUUGUGUAGAUCAUUAAAGGUACGCAAAAUAUGAAUAUGAAAUUGUUUUGAAAAUAAUACUAACUUGGCGAGAAAAAAUGUGAUGGUAAUAACCCUUGCUCUAGAUGUGAACAGAGAAAAAUUGCUUGUAAAUAUAUAUACGAUGACAAACGAAGAAAGAGAAGAACAUCCUUGAGCCAUAUACAGGCGUUGGAAAAACAUAUCUUUGAUCUUGAACAAACACUCAAGAAAUUAGUUGAAUCAAUUGAAAAGCCAGAUGAAAUAAUCAAGACGCUAAAGCAAAUAUCAGAAGGCGAUCUGGGUAUAAAUAUUAAAUCGGAUUUAUCUAGCGAUUUACAAGGUAUUAAAUUAGCACCAAUAAUAGUGCAAGAUGCAAAGUCAACUUCAAUUUUUGGUCCGGCAAGCAUAUAUAAUGAAUCGUUGUUAAUAGCAAACGAACAAAACAUAAAUGACAACAAUUCAGUGGAGCAUCCGAAGAGUAUGGUCGGUAAUACUAAAUUUAAUUUUAAUUUUAGACAGAGCGAGAUACAGCCCCCAAAGGAUGUAAAAAUAGCGGUAUCGUUGUUUUUUCAAUUUCAGUAUCCGUCAGUCUUUUCUUUUAUUCAUAGAGAAUCAUUCCUAUAUUAUUUUCUAAGUAAUGAUUAUGAUAAUGACUUUGUUUCAGAUGACCUUGUGUUCGCAAUUAGUGCGCUUGGUUCUCUAAUGAGUGAAAAUAAAGAUCUACAAUUGAAAUCAGACUAUUUUUACGAUCAUGCGAAGUCUUUAGUCUUCAAAUCGAAUGAAAAUUUGUGCUUUACAAAUGAGACUUCAAUUACGAAAUUGCAGACAUUAUUGUGUUUAGCAUUGUAUGAUAUAGGUAGAGGAAAUUUAACGAGCGGCUGGCUACUUUCUGGACUUGCAUUUCGCAUGGGAUUUGAUUUUGGGUUUGAGUUAGAUCCAAAAGAGUGGAAAAUAUUAAAUUUGGAUCAAGAUAACCAAGGAAGGAUAAAGAAAAAAUUGCAUGCUGAUUAUCCUUUUCAAAUUCACAAUGUGAAAAGUCGUAUUUAUUGGGGCUGUUACAUUGCAGACAAUUUCGUAAGUCUAGUACUUGGAAGACCCACAACCCUCAAAUUAUCUGAUACUAACAUGCCUGAAUCGGAAGAUAUGGGAGAUCUAACGAAUAUUGAAGAAUAUAUGUAUCACAAUCCUAAGACAAACGUGAUUCAAUCUGCUUAUCCUACAAUUAAAGCAUUAGCGGAACUUAUCAAUCUUUCUAAUUAUAUACUAACAUCUGUAUUUGAGCCACUCUCUAACUUACCACAAGAACAGUUAAAUAUCGAAUAUUCUAAGCGAUUGAAAAAAUUAUGUUUUUAUAAUAGAAAGUUACUUAAAUGGAAAUCUGAACUACCUAAUGCCUUACAGUGGAAUCGUGGAAAUAUAGAAAAUUCUUGUAAUGACAUAUUCUUGCAUACACAUAAGUGUUACUUUUAUAUUGUUUCGCUAUGCUUAAACAGACCAUUUAUACAACUUUCUGUCACCAUGGAGGAGGAUUACGAAGAGAUAUCACCUAUUUCGAUUUGUGACAAUAUCGUUGACGAGAUUGAUGUUAUAGUUUCUGGCGUAGAAACUUUGAAGGGAAUCGAUAGUAGAGCUGUUGGCGUUCUCUUGGUGUUUUGCAUUAUUAUAUCGAUAAGCAUCUUAUAUAUUAGGUUCUCGAUACUGAAAGAUAUUAAUGAAAAGUUUGAAAUUGAGUCCAAGCUAAGGAAGUUCUCUCGUUUUCUCGAUCAUUGUUCAACUAUUUGGCAUGUUGCUAAAAAACCAUCUGAAAUUACCAAGAAAAGAAUCAGCAAUAUCUGGAAUGAUUUUAGCGCAAAUAGGGACAAACUGAUAGGUCAAUCCAGCAAUAAAGUGCUGACUACACAGGACACGCUUAUUAAUGUAAUGGACCAUUUAUUUAACCCGAACGGAGGUGAAAUUGGAAAUCUGUCUCUUUUACGACAUGAUUUGACAAGCAUGGAUUGGGAUGACUUUUUCGACUUUGAUUUAAAUUUUCACGAUGUGCAUAAUACAUGA